AUGGCCCAUACGACGUCACCGGCCCUGUCGGACAUCAUCUUCCCGACGACCGCCAACCACAACUUCUCGCACAUCCUCACGGACCUCAAGCGGUCCAACCUGUCCAUCGCGAACCGCCUGCGCUCCUGCAAGCAAGAUGCGGAGUUCGUGAAGGAGGUCGCCACGUGCUACAACCGCCCCCUUGUGGCUAAUGAACGGUGUGGGAGCUGGUACGUCCGGCCCGAGGAGAAGGCGGCGAGCGCCUACUUCAAGAGUACCGACGGCCACACCAAUGCCUGGAAGUUUAGCACGCGGAGGUUGAACCUGCACUUGCUUGAGGUUAUAGGAAAACAUGAUGGAUUCAACCCGCCGCGGCAAAAGUAA
Molecule: messenger RNA, 363 nt
Organism: Colletotrichum chrysophilum
Lineage: Eukaryota; Fungi; Ascomycota; Sordariomycetes; Glomerellales; Glomerellaceae
Exons: 2
Coding region: 1-363 (120 amino acids)
Biological process (GO): charged-tRNA amino acid modification
Cellular component (GO): cytoplasm
Molecular function (GO): tRNA adenosine(64)-2'-O-ribosylphosphate transferase activity
Source: RefSeq, a predicted model, not a curated record